Messenger RNA from Fundulus heteroclitus (mummichog), 2095 nucleotides. It is a transcript of the gene capns1a, whose product is annotated as calpain, small subunit 1 a. The transcript is spliced from 11 exons. The record is from RefSeq and is a predicted model, not a curated record. NCBI's taxonomy places the organism in Eukaryota, Metazoa, Chordata, Actinopteri, Cyprinodontiformes, Fundulidae. Bases 146 to 796 code for a protein of 216 amino acids. Gene Ontology annotation, molecular function: calcium ion binding.
UUUCCGGUCGCCUCCCACAAACCGUCUGCUGCUGCGUCAGUUGAGGCGUGUUCACGGAUCCUGGUUCUCUGACAUUGCAGGAAUCACGCUGAGGUUCGGACGGGACAACUGGAGUCCAGCUUUUAUCCCCUUCAGCCACACGAAGAUGUUCUUUCUGAAAAAAGUUGUGGGCGGCAUCGUUGAUGUUGUCAGCAACAUUGAUCCUGAGCAGUUUGCCCCCUCAAAUCCUCCUCCGCCACGCAGGCCAGUCGCAUAUGCAGAGCAGCAUGAAAAUGAUGAGGAGAAACAGUUCCGCAGAGUCUUCCAGCAGCUCGCCGGAGAUGACAUGGAGGUGAGCCCAAAUGAGCUGAUGAACAUCCUGAACAAGAUCAUCUCCAAGCAUGGAGACCUGAAGACGGACGGUUUCAGCAUUGAGUCCUGCAGGAGCAUGGUGGCUGUCAUGGAUUCUGACAGCACUGGGAAACUUGGCUUCCAUGAAUUCAAACAGCUCUGGAACAACAUAAAGAAAUGGCAGGGCGUGUACAAGCAAUAUGACGCAGACCACUCUGGUGUCAUCGGUGCAGAUGAGCUACCCGCUGCGUUCAGAGCUGCUGGCUUCCCUCUCAACGACCAGCUCUUCCACAUGAUCAUUCGUAGAUACAGCGACGAAAACGGCAACAUGGAUUUUGACAACUACGUCGGCUGCCUCGUGAGGCUUGAUGCCAUGUGCCGUGCCUUCCAAACCCUGGACAAGGAUAAAAAUGGGACGAUCAAAGUUAAUGUUCAAGAGUGGCUUCAGUUGACGAUGUACUCAUGAGUCCUGGUGAUGCUGCCGCCCUCCUCCUCCUCUGCUGGUUUUAUGAAAUGUUUCUGCUCUUAUCUAAACAAUCCAAAAGAGAUGAUCUGUAAAUCCCACAUCUUCCUGUGUUCCUCAGACAUUAUUAGCGCAUGCAUGCAGUUUUUCUUCUGAGCGAUGCAUGUAGGUAACAGUAAACCUGCGAGCAGAAUGAUCGCCAUACUUAAAAUGCUUCGUUCUGAGAAGGCAUGUUUGUGUACAGAUGUUGUCCAACAAGUGUUAUUAGGUGGGGCUGUUAGGCAUCUGCUGUGGAACCUAAAUAGAGCUAGUAGAGGCCGCUUCACUUCCACAGCUCUGCUGCUGUUGGAGGGUUGGCAGUCACCGUUUGUUUUGUUCUGAAGAUUCAAUCUUUGCAGAAACGCAGCACAUUUUUCACAAACCCUAAAAUCCACCUUUUCUUUUUUACCAUCAAAUUUUCACUUGGGAGCAAUAGAAAUCUGCCACCAAAGUAAAAUCUCUUUAACACGCCAGUGGUGACGGCUCGGUUAGCUGAAUCUCCACCCACGGUUAGUUCCACCUGUUUCACCUGUUUUGAUGACUCUGUGGGCGUGCUUCAGCCUGACUGACAACCCGUCUACUGCUUUUAUUUCUGGUUCGACGUGCUGGGUGUGGGACAGUACUCCUUCAGCAUUUACUCUGACCUUAACCCAGAAAAUUCCUAGAAAAUGUGCACCACGCCUCACCCUACACAGCACUAACAGCUUCCUGUACAGCAUGCAGAGUGCUAGUGUGGCUUUACUGUCUGCCAUGUAAGUUCUUAUUUCUUAGAAAUUGGCCAUAAGUGCAGUAACCACAGAUUUGUGCUCGGUCAGCAGUUAAUGAAAUUUGGCGCUUAAACGUUUUAAUAUGUGCUUUAUCGUGUUUUAAUCUUCUGUACAGCCCUUAUAGCACAAAAUAUUAGAACUCUAACCUUUCUCUAAAAUGACCUAAUAUAGGAGUUAAGGGGGGGGGGUUACUAUCUUCAGAAGCAGUGUUUUAUGGGGCGGCCUAAUGUGUCAUUUAAAUGUCAGUUCUGAUGGAAGAGCUCUCCUGUAGCCUACUUUGUUUCAGCCCACAAUAACUUUAUGCAUUAUUGUAAACUGUCCACACCACAUCCUGUCAGCACAAUAUGUGAUUUCUGUGCCUCUAAUAAAAGCCACCAGUGUGAAAAUGCAUUUUUAAGAGGUUGUAGUUAGAACUAUGCUCAUUUAACUGUUACUAAAAGUGCUUGUGUCCAAUGCCUGUGUCAUGCUUGGAAUAAAACAUGUUUUUCAUAGUCUU